UACGCUAGGGGGGAAAUUACGAAAAUUAAGAGAAUAGGGUGCAAAUUAAAAGUUGUACAUAGAUUAGAGUGAGCAAGAAACUCCAUAUGUAAUUGUUUCGUUGGAGAGAAGCAUGUUGUCGCCGCCGCCAUCACCGCCACCGCCACCAUCACCAGCGUUGUCAACCGCAGGAUCUCGGUCCCCGCCGGAGAAGAAACAAAAGCUGAACGAGGGAGAUGGAGAUGGAGAUGGAGAUAAAGGUCAAAGCGGAGACUUAUCAGCCGAAUCGGAUUCAGAUUGCGAAAUUCAGGAGGAUACUAUAGCUCCCGUCAUGAAGUAUUAUUUAGAAGGAAUUUGCCCUUGCUGCAAUCAGAAGGUCGACAAAGCUCUUUGGCAGAGGUACCGCCAACAAAUCAAAGAGAGCGAGGGCUUUGACAUUAAAUAUGAAGAUUGUCCUAGUGGAUGCUCGAUGGUGACCAUCUGGCCCAUGACAGGGUACUUAAAUAAUCCUGAGAAUGUUAAGGAGUUGGAAGAUUAUGCUCAAAAGGCACUUGAUACAUACAAUGCUCGAGAGGGCACUAAAUAUGUGGUCGAGAAAAUUCUUAAGGUGAAUGGAAGUGGCUGUCAUGACUUCCAUUUCUAUAUUACUCUUACUGUCAAGACAUCUGAUGGCGAAAAGCUGUAUUUUCAAGCUAAGGUGGUGCGAAGUUUGGAAGGUUCUUUGGAUUUCCCAGUCGUCAGGCCUAGGGCGAAGGGAGAUAAGGACAUAUGGUGAUGUGAAGUCUGCAUCAAGGUUUAGCUUCAUGGUAACAGCUUGUGGAAAUGUUGGACAGGAUUAGCAGCUUUGUGGUGAUAUAAUUUAAUUGCCCUUCUUAUAGCCUGUUUGGCCAGGCUUCUUCCUAGUCCAAAAGUGCUAGGAAGAACACUUUUUUGGGAAGCCUGUAUGGCUAAGCUUUUUUUUUUCUUUCAAAAAAUACUUUUUUUCUAAACUGGAGGUGUUUGGCCAAGCUUUUUGGGAAAAAAACGCUUUUGGGAAGAAGCAGAAGCACUUUUUGUGAAGCAGAGAAAAGUAGCUUUUCCCCAUAAUCAGAAGCAGUUUUACUUUUCUUUUUAUCGAAAAUACCCUUAGCAAAAUGUAGUAUAUUCCAAAAUAACCUUAUUCUAAACCUAAUACUUGGGAUAUUAAUCUAUAAAUAUUUUUUCUUACUUUUAGGAUAGCCUUCUAAUAUAUAGUGACUUCUGGGGUGAAUGUUUUUAUAUUUGUUGAAUAAUUUUUUGAUAUAUUUAAAUCAUCUUGAAAGAAUUAAAGUACUUUUUAAUUUUAUUUUCAUAUUUUAUUUAAAUAAAAUAAAAAAACUUAAUUAUUAUCUUUAAUAAUAAAAUUUUGAAUUUUUUUGUUUUGUCACAUAAUAUUAACUAUUAAGUAAAUCUCUUCAUGUCAUAAUUCUUAAUUUGAUACUUAAAAAUAUUUUUUGAAAAGUUUGGUCAAAUACAAAUUAUUAUUCAAAAGUGCUUUUUAGAUUGAUUAGCCAAACAUAAACUGCUUCUCUUCAAAAGUACUUUUUCGCAAAACACUUUUGGAAAAAUCACUUUUCGAAUAUUUUUCUAACUUGGCCAAACAGUCUAUUAAGUUUUUGGCCAUGUUAAAGUUAUGUUUAAGAUGUUAUAAUUAACUGAAGAUUUGGUCGUUUAAGGUGGAGGAAUUGCUCCAUUUAAUUUUC
Messenger RNA from Nicotiana attenuata, 1700 nucleotides. RefSeq lists its product as uncharacterized. The transcript has 4 exons. The record is from RefSeq and is a predicted model, not a curated record. Bases 113 to 754 code for a protein of 213 amino acids. Lineage: Eukaryota; Viridiplantae; Streptophyta; Magnoliopsida; Solanales; Solanaceae.